AUGGACACGGAUUCCCUGUUUUCGGACGACAGCCGAUUUGUCCAAGGUGCUUUUGCUGCUCAAAGCAACGACUCGUUGUUUUUGGACAACAAUAUGCCUGGUGCCGUCGCCAACGACUCACUGUUCCCGGACAAUCACGAAGGUGAGAACGACAAAGACGAUUUCUCCGACGAGGUGUCGUACUCAACUCCUUCUGCGCAAGAAGAAGAAGAAAUCUGGGAGCAGGAUCCUCUCGACAUCGUUAUCCCGAAGCAGCAGAUAGAGUUGUUGGAUACCGAUGUCGUCUUCCAGGAAGCCGUAGACGUGGAAGGCGCUGAUCGAUUGGAGAACGGAACGCUUGUUGCCACCGCUCAUCCUGUUGGAAACGAGCCACCACCAGCUUACUCGCCACGACCGCUCAGAGGUCAACGAACUUCCCCUCCUCAAUUUUCGCCUGAAUGCGUCUAUCACUACGAAGACGUUGUUCAAGGCGAGUCUCCACCACCCUUCUCGCCUUGCGUUCGUCGCCAAUUGUUUGUCGAACAUACUUAUUUACAGUAUGUGAGUAAGGGAGGAAGACUUCUUGCAUCCAAGAAGCUUCCGUUUGGCAGCAAGAUUGCCAACUUGUGGCGUUUGCAACUGCACGCCGAUCGAAACGAAUCGACAUACAAUCUCGCCAUGGCUCAUGGUCGUGGCUGGGUUGAACUUGUUGAGGAUAACAUGAGGGCUUCAACACAGGCUUUGAAAGACGGAAGGUUCUGUGUUGGCAUCUUUGGAGAAAGUGGCGUCAGCGUUGCCAUUUGCGGUGGAAAACUCGUCAAGACCGACGAAGAAAUUGAAGAUUAUUUUUCAUUUUAA
Messenger RNA from Oikopleura dioica, 837 nucleotides. NCBI's taxonomy places the organism in Eukaryota, Metazoa, Chordata, Appendicularia, Copelata, Oikopleuridae. The record is from the annotation of a GenBank genome assembly.